Penicillium canescens is the source of this 1146-nucleotide messenger RNA. RefSeq lists its product as uncharacterized. Gene Ontology annotation, molecular function: ubiquitin conjugating enzyme binding; ubiquitin binding. The coding region runs from base 1 to 1146 and encodes 381 amino acids. The transcript is spliced from 6 exons. The record is from RefSeq and is a predicted model, not a curated record. Gene Ontology annotation, biological process: ubiquitin-dependent protein catabolic process. Lineage: Eukaryota; Fungi; Ascomycota; Eurotiomycetes; Eurotiales; Aspergillaceae. Gene Ontology annotation, cellular component: cytoplasm.
AUGUCGGAAGAAGACAAGAAUUCCACUCCCAGCAAGCCCUUGGCUGCGCUUAACUCCCCUACCAGCCUCAGAGCCGAGUCGCCCACUACCGCCCGCCCGCUCGAUUUUGACGAUGAACCCCAAGAGAGCGGAGUCACCACUUCCUCUCCUGCCGCUGCGCAGCCAGCUCCCGCCGAGGAAGCCCCGCCAAAGCCGCCCCGGCCCCUGAGCCCGAGAGAACAGUCGGAGAUCACACUGAAGGAGGCUUUCCCGAGCGUUGAGCCUUCAGUCGUCAAGGCAAUUCUGGUAGCGAGCAAUUGGAAUGUCGAGCGAGCAUUCAAUGCGCUGCUAGGCAUGACCGACCCCAAGGCCCAAGAGGAAAUGGCACCCCCACCAAAGCCGCCACGUCCGUCCCAGCAGGCUACCUCUACUACGCAGAGACAGUUGGAUGCCGAUGAAAUAGGAAGUGAAGAGUCGGAUGACCGGGAAUAUAACUUUUUCGAUGAUGAUCUACCCGUGAUCCGCGAGAAUAUCCGCAAGGGCUUCUUGGACACACAGUCAAAGGUUAAUUCUUGGGUAACAAACCUGAAGAAGAGGAUCGAUGGAGAGGAAGUGGACCAACAAUCUGGGCCCAGCCAAGGGGAGAGUGCUGCCUAUAGUCGUCCCCGGCGUAGCGGCGAUAUGGGCCGUCGCAGUGGUGACCGUGAGCGUUAUGACGCAGAUCCCCAGGUUCUCGGAGAUGAUUUCUCUGCUCUUGAGCUGAGAGACGGCGAAGCUCCUCCGCGCCAGCCUCCCCGUCCUCGCUCCAACAUCAAGAGCUCCUCUCCUUCGCCAGACCGACGCAAGGUGUCCUUCCAGGAUGGACCUCCCACUGAGAUUGAUACCCUUUAUAAUGCUCCCUCAUCCGCCAAGCGCAACAGCUCAACGGGCAACAAGCCUAGCAAAUGGCAGCCCUUGUCCACCGUCGAGCCUUCCCCCGUUGCAGAGAACGACCCAUUCAGUCUUGGUGACAGCGAUGACGAGAAGGAUAUUAAGACCAAGGAGCAACCCACUCUCUCAGAAAGUGACCAAAUCAAGAAGGCCACGGCCGAGGCCAUGUCCGAUGAAGUGGGUUCCUCCAAGGAUAAGGAUACGAAGGACGCCAGCAAGCCCGAUGAGACGAAAUAA